GAGAGCGGGGACACUGGGAGGGAGACACAGAGUCCCCCAUGCCCACGUCCUGUCCUUGAGUCGCCACACGACACCCUCCAGCCCGGACGCUGUCGCUCCCUGUCCCCGGCCCCCUCCGCCUCCGCCCCGGCACCCCGUCCCGCGGCCUGGAACGCCAGGGCGGCCAUGCCGUGAGGGUGGCGGGAGCCGGUGCUGGGCACGGUGGGCUCGCGCACCGUCCCUUCCUCGUCCGCUUCGGGCCAGGUCAGAGCAGCGGAGCUGCCAGGCUCCUCCCCCUGGCCCGAUGGAUCCCUCUGCCCCGAAGCCCCACGCGGAAAACGCCCGCAAAGACAGAUGGUAUCCAGGAGAAAGAUGUCUUGCUCCUUCUCCAGAUAAUGAAAAACUCUGUGAAGCAAGCAUAAAGUCCAUCACUGUUGAUGAACAUGGGAAGCCAUUUGCAGUUGUCCUAUAUUCUGAUUUUCAAGAAAGGAAAAUACCUCUUAAAAGACUUCAAGAAGUAAAACCACCUAAAGAAUUCCCCAGGAAUUUUAUAUUUGAUGACGAAGAUUUGGAGAAACCUUAUUUCCCACACCGAAAAUUUCCUUCAUCAGCUGAUGCUUUUAAAUUAUCUGAAAAUGGAGACUCUAUUCCUUAUACUAUUAAUAGAUACUUGAGAGAUUACCAAAGGGAGGGAGCCCAGUUUCUCUAUGGACACUACAUCCAAGGAAGAGGGUGUAUUCUUGGUGAUGACAUGGGACUUGGAAAAACAGUACAGGUUAUUUCAUUUCUGGCUGCAGUUUUGCAUAAAAAGGGAACCCGUGAAGAUAUUGAAAAUAACAUGCCUGAGUUUUUACUGAGAAGUAUAAAGAAGGCAACCCCUGCUUCUGCACCCAAGAAGAUGUUUUUAAUAGUCGCUCCUCUUUCUGUCCUCUACAACUGGAAGGAUGAAUUGGAAACCUGGGGAUAUUUCAAAGUCAUUAUUUUACAUGGUAACAAGAAAGACAAUGGCCUGAUUCGACUAAAGCAGAGGAAAUGUGAAAUUGUUCUGACAACCUACGAGACACUGCGUCUAUGUCUGCAUGAACUUAACAGUUUGGAAUGGUCAGCUGUUAUUGUAGAUGAAGCUCAUAGAAUCAAGAAUCCAAAGGCAAGAGUCACAGAAGUCAUGAGGGCUCUAAAGUGCAGUGUCCGCAUUGGCCUCACUGGGACCAUUCUUCAGAACAACAUGAAGGAGCUGUGGUGUGUUAUGGACUGGGCUGUGCCUGGACUAUUAGGUAGCAGAAGCUACUUCAAGAAGCAGUUUUCUGACCCAGUGGAACAUGGCCAAAGACACACAGCCACAAAAAGGGAACUGGCCACCGGUCGAAAAGCCAUGCGAAGGCUGGCGGAAAAGAUGUCUGGCUGGUUCCUCAGGCGCACCAAGACUCUUAUCAAGGAUCAGUUGCCUAAGAAAGAAGAUCGGAUGGUCUAUUGUUCUCUGACAGAGUUCCAGAAAGCCGUCUAUCAGACAGUAUUAGACACAGAGGAUGUGACUGUGGUGCUGGAAUCUUCUCAGCCUUGCACCUGUGGCAGUGGCCGGAAGAGGAGAAGCUGUUGUCACAAGACCAAUUCUUAUGGUGAGACAGUGAAAAGCUUGUGUCUUAGUUACCUCACAGUUCUUCGGAAGAUAGCUAACCAUGUCGCACUUCUUCAGGUUGCUGGCACUUCCAAGAACCAGGAAACACUUACCAAAAGGAUAUGUGAUCAAGUAUUUUCCAGAUUCCCAGAUUUUGUUCAGAAAAGCAAAGAUGCAGCCUUUGAAACACUUUCUGACCCUAAAUACUCAGGGAAAAUGAAGGUCCUUCAGCAGCUUUUAAACCAUUUCAGGACAACAAGAGACAAGGUUCUUCUCUUCUCCUUUUCCACCAAGCUGCUGGAUGUGCUGCAGCAGUACUGUAUGGCAUCUGGGCUGGAUUACCGACGGCUUGAUGGAAGUACGAAGUCAGAGGACAGACUCAAGAUCGUGAAGGAGUUCAACAAUACACAAGAUGUUAAUAUUUGCCUAGUCUCGACAAUGGCUGGUGGACUUGGUCUCAAUUUUGUUGGUGCCAAUGUUGUUAUAUUAUUUGAUCCAACUUGGAAUCCAGCCAAUGAUCUUCAAGCCAUUGACAGAGUGUAUAGGAUUGGCCAGUGCAGAGAUGUGAAAGUGCUACGGCUUAUAUCCUUGGGGACUGUGGAGGAGGUCAUGUACUUACGGCAACUUUACAAGCAGCAACUUCACUGUGCAGUGGUUGGAAGUGAAAAUGCCAAGCGGUAUUUUGAAGCAGUUCAAGGAUCAAAAGAGCACCGAGGAGAACUUUUUGGCAUCCAUAACCUCUUCAAACUAAGAUCUCAAGGGUCUUGUCUUACAAGGGACAUCUUGGAGAGGGAAGGACAAGUGGAAGCUGGGAUUAUGACAGCCACCACAUGGCUUAAAGGGGGACCUCCAGCACAGAAGGUCAAAACUCACAGAGAGCCUGGCUAUCCAGAACCUGAAGGACAAGAAGGGCCAGCAGAGCCAGUGGCAAGGGAAGUUUGUGAUCUGUCCAGUGACUUUAGUGAUGAUGAGUCGAUGGAAAACUCAGAAAUAAAGACUACUAAAAGCAAAGCACCUGAUUCCAGAAAAGCGCCAGGUUCCUCGGGACAGCUUACUUUACUCCACUGUGGUUUCUCCAAACUUUUUGAGGCAAAAUGUCCAGCAGUGGAGGACAGUGUUGGAACUUCUGCCUCUGAUGACGAAAGCUCUGAUGAACAGCCCACGUGCCUUGUAGCAGAAGCCCAACAUGCUGGUUGUCAAGAAACCCAGAACUCUGUUUAUACUUCAGAACAUCUGAAAUUAGAUAACAUCCUGAAUCCAAGUGAAAAAUGUGUUUUUGAUAAAAGUGAGGUUUUAGAACAGAAUGUUUCUUCUGAGUCUGAUGAUGAGACAGAUUUUGAUGCAGCUGGACAGUAUCACGGUUCACAGAGCGACCCAGAGUCAGGAGAGAGCAACGUCAUCUGUCCCACACAGUACACAGCUCAGAAGCUCCCCAACCAAUGCAUACGAUUUAGGCCUCCUGUAGGCAGAUCUGAAAAGUCUGAAGGAGAAACCCCUAUAAUCUUAAGAUACAGUGGUGACAAUGGACAGACUCGUGACAAACACUCAUCUUCCAAGAAGACUCUGAAAUCUUUUAUGAAAAGAAAAGACCUUGAUGAUGUUAGCGAUGAAUCUGAUGACAUUGACAUAUCUCCCAAGUCAAGAGUAAGAAAACAAAGCGCUCCUACUUCCUUGAGGUUUAAGAGAAAACAGGAAAACAAACAGGAACAGUGUGAUUCUUGUGAAGUAGAGAAGGCAAACCGACCACGGGCAGAGGAGGGCUGCAGCUCUCAGUGUAUUGAUGACUCCUGGUCAUCAGACGACAGUUUAACUGUCAGCCACCUCACUUUCUCUAAACACAGCCUCAGGGCAAAGACUGUAAAAGGCAAAAUUAAUUUCUCCCCUAAAUUGCUGAGCUGUGAGAAGAAAACCAGUGCUUUCCUACCAAGAAAACCAGUGAGCUUUUCAAAUGAAAGAGCUGUCAGUCAAGAACAGAUAUAUGACUCCAUGGAUAAAAUUUUAGAUGGUGUUCAGGAAGUGGCUUACAUUCACUCAAACCAGAAUGUGAUUGGAUCAAGCAAAGCUGAGAAUCAUAUGAGCCGGUGGGCAACACGUGAUGUAUUUGAGUUGAAGCAGUUCUCCCAACUUCCUGCUAACAUAGCUGUUUGUACUCCUAAGACAUUUAAAAAGAAAGUGAAUGCAAAUGCAGUAAAACCUGCAGAGAGAGAACAGCUGCCCCCUGAAGGAAGCUUGCCCUCUCCUCUCUGCGUUCCUCACCCAGUACAGCAGAAGAAGAAAGCAGUCUUCCGCACCAGCCAGACCACCUUCAUUGUCGGAGAAACACCGAAAGGAGUCCGCAGAAAACAGUUUGAAGAAAUGGCCUCUUACUACAACUUGUCUUCUGCAAAGGAAUUUGCAAAACAAGUAGUGGAUGCCCCCUCAGAAGAACGGCAGGGAAUGCUGAAAGACUUUUAUGUUUCUCAGUACCCAGAGCUGAAAGAACUUUUUGAAGAUUUCACUUCAGAGUUUAUCAAGUCUGCCCACAAGGAAGGAGAAAAAGUCAGGAAUACUUCUGAAAACAAAGAAUGUCGUAUGAAAAAAAGGCUGCCCAAUUCUAAAACAUUGUCACUUAAUGAUUCUACCAACAAAAAUUCUCAGAUUUGCAGCCCAAAAGUACAUAAAGGAAAAUCAGUUAAACAUCAGAAUCAUAGUUUCCGUGGGGAUGAGGUACUUUCUGGUGACACAGAAACUAACACCUCACCUGUAAGCUCUCCUGGAGAGAUUGUUAGUGGGAAAAACAGCCGUAUCCCCACAGGUACUGUGGCUCCUGACUCUCUCACUGGCAAGUCUGAGGCCCAGGAGAGGAAGUUGGAAAACUCCAUGGAAGACCAGCAGGCCCUCACAAGCACAGGCAUUUUAAGAAACACACCCCUUUUCAAACUGGAGAACAAAAAGCUAGAAAACCCAGCAUUAAAAACUGCUUCUGUGGAAGGCUUACUUGGUGACACCUCUAUUCUUGAUGACCUCUUUAAAAGUCACAGGAAUAGUCCCACACAACUACCAAAGAGAGUUCUUUCAGAACCAGUGGCAAAAGCAAAACAGAGACCAAAAGAUUUCUGGGACAUCUUGAAUGAACAGAGUGAUGACAAUCUUAGUAAAUUCACUGACUUGGCCACAAUAGAAACACUGUGUGAAAGAGCACCCAGCACUGCAUCUUCCCGCAGUAAAGAAGAGCUGGAAACAUCUCUGUGGAAGUCAAAUGAUAAGUUUUUGUGGAAGCCAUUCGACUGGGAUCAUACUGAUGACAGCACAGCCAGUGGUGAGGAGCACAGGAGCCAUCAGUGAAGUACCCUACCCAGGGUCUGUGAUCUACGCCAGCAGUAAUUUUUGUGCUGUGUGUGUUACCCUCAGUUGUAAACACCUUCUGUCGUCGUCCUUGUUGGUUUUUUGAGGUAGGGCCUUGCUCUAGCCCAAGCUGACCUGGAAUUCUCAGGCUGGCCUCCGACUCACGGCAAUCCUCCUACCUCUGCUCCUGAGUGCUGCGAUUAAAGGCGUAUGCCACCACACCCAGCUACCUAUUUUUGUUAAAUGGCUGCUCAAGUGUUUUUUACAGUCUAAAAUGUAAUCAUGGGGUUUCGUUCCUUAAUACGUGACUUGAUAUCUUAAAAAUGAAUUACAGAAUAACCUAUGUCAUAAAAUGGAAAAGAUUCUUUCUGACUGUGUACUUAUGUGCAUCCAUUUUAGGAUGCACAUAAGGAGGUUUGGAUCAGUCCAGCAUGGAGUAUCCUUCCAUUUUCAAAAAGCUUCAGUUCACACUUCCAAGUCCCAUUUAAUCUGAGGCCACACCAUGCCCCCAAUCACCCAAACAUUGAUGUGUCUUUCUUAGCUUGGAAAGUUACUGUUUUCUCCCCGCUUUAUAUCAAUCAUGUGCUAUUACCAUUAAAUCAUUAUAGAUAAAAGUGGCAAUUAGGGGCUGGAGUGAUAGCUCAUUUGAUAAAGCCCUUGCCACAUGAACAUGAGCACCCAUGUAAAUGCCAGAAGGCUAUGGGUGACCCACCUGUAACCCCAGCACUCAAGAAAGAGACAGAAUCCCCUGGGCACACUGGCUGUCUAGACUAGCAAAAUUGCUGAGCUCUGAGUUCAGGUCAGAAACUGCCUCAAUAAAUAAGGUAGACAGUCAAUGAGGAAGGCACCCAACGUCAACCUCUGGCCUCCAUGCACACAGACAUACUCAUGCACAAACACAAAAAGUUGUAAUUAGUAUAAAAUUUAUGACAAAAUAAUAAAAUAAUUAAUAAUAAUAAAAUAAGCUAAAAAUAAUAAUAAAAUAAGCUAAGAACCAAGAGUUAAUGUGUAAGUCUGUGAGAUAUUAAAAUAAUAGAUUUAUUACCAUUAGACACAAUACCAACACCUCAGCUUUUUCUAUAGGUACUGUGAUUUAAUCAAUACAAAUAAAGCUUUGCAAGGUCACUUUGUAUUUCAUAAGUAGUAGGAAAUGAGUAGACAUUUGACUUUAUUGGAAACAUUUUGUUGAUAUCAUUUAUACCCAAUCUGAAAUGUGCUCAAUGUUGAAUUUGGAAACAUUCAGCUGCCAGGUUCUAGCUGCACAGGUGAAGGAAGCAGGUCUUGUCCGUAAAGAUUCAUGUCUAUGCAGCCCCUAAAACAGGGAAGGCAGGGCCUCAGGCUGGACUGGUCCACGUUCACAUGCGCUGUUGCGAAUUUCCCUUGGAUAAAGCUGGCAGGGCUAUGACAAGGGAGCGGCCAUCCAGAAAGUGGAAGUGAAGCAGGUUGUUCAGAAACCGUUGUAAGAAAACCUGGCUCAGAAGUGGGAAAAAAAUUUCUUAAUGGACUCAAUAGCCAAGGUUUCUCAUUAGAGCAACAUUUUGCCUUAGAGAAGUUUGAGCUAUAUUUUUAUAUGACGACCCAGUAUUUAUGUGUUCUUGCAUAUAUAUAUGAUUAAAAUAAAAUUUGUUUAUGAAAUAA
Molecule: messenger RNA, 6556 nt
Organism: Jaculus jaculus (lesser Egyptian jerboa)
Lineage: Eukaryota; Metazoa; Chordata; Mammalia; Rodentia; Dipodidae
Gene: Ercc6l2
Product: ERCC excision repair 6 like 2
Exons: 19
Coding region: 284-4918 (1544 amino acids)
Molecular function (GO): ATP binding; ATP-dependent chromatin remodeler activity
Source: RefSeq, a predicted model, not a curated record